CUCUCUCUCACUCUCGGCACGUUGACGACCUCUGCGGCCGGACGAGCCCUGGUGACUUGCUUGGUCAAAGGCGUGCAAGUGUGCGGCAGUGGCAGACAAAGUUGGCAAAGGAGCAGGCACGUGUGACUGCGACAUGGACAUGUGUCAAUGAUGAUGAUUACCUGCAGCCUGGUUGCCCCGUGCCCUUUUGCAUUGCUUCGGCACCAGCGCGAAGAAUGCACCGCCCCACUUCGGAUUUCGCAGACACGAUGGGUGACCCCCCGCGCUGGCCCUCAUUGACGCAGCAUCCACAGCGCAUAAGCGACGCGCCUGUUGUAUUCGAAGAGGAGUCUGUGAUUAAGACGGGUAGCCAUGGCAGUGCGCACGCCCCGGGGACAGCUUUCGGCAAGUCCAAGCCCACCACCAUGCAAGCCUCCCGACGACCUGGCAGGCGGAGCCACGAUACCGUCCUCCCAGACGUCUUUGUCGGUCGUAUCAAAGAGGGCAGCUUUUCCAAACGCACAUAUUCAGAAGGAUCGCGGCCUCCACCCCAUCAUCCUGCCAACUGGGAUCGAGGGACGGCGCAGCUCCCGGCAUCAACCAGCGCAGACGUGCGCCACAUUGACACGAAGGAUACCCUGCCGCGCCCUUCUCGCCUGGCAGCACACGCACCCCUGGCCCGCCAUCCCCCAACGAGCUCACGCCCGGUGGACCUCGACCUGUCCGCCGUUGAUUCAAACAUCGGCCUCACCUCCACACCUGCCGUCGCUCGCCCCGGUUUGCACUCCCGACCGGUUGGCCCCGACCCCAUCACACCCCAUCCACCGGUCACGCCCAUCGUGCGUGACAGUGACCGCCGUCGCCCGCGUCGGGCUAGCCACACUGGUCACAUUGUGCAGCCCUCGCAUCUGGACAACGAAGCCCGAAACAAUUUAAACGCACAAAUCCUGGCAGACCGUCUUGUUGACGGACCUGUUGUCGUGCAGCCACCGCGCGCAGCUCCGUCCCCGCCUCCCACCCGCCAUCACGAUCCCCUCGACACCACCUACGAACUGAUGCGACCACCUCGCUUUGACAUGCGUGUGGACUCGGAUUCGCCGGAUCACGAGGCUUCUUUGUUCCACGCUCAGGCUCGCAACGCAUCACCUUCUCCUUCACCACGUGAUGUGCCGCCCGUCACCAAUGGCUCCAAUUACCGUGACCUCCUCAAUGCCAACAACGCCAAUGGAUAUGGCAACGAGGGAGAUGAUGGUGCUAGCAACAACAACAAGGAGACGGCCGAGAAUGAUGACGAGAGCAGCGACGGGGAUCAGAACGAUACUCUGCAGCUGAUCAACGGCCGGGUCCUCUUUGGGGAUAUGCCUGCCCGCCCUUCCAUGGGGGACGUAGCUGAAGCUGUCCUUCACCGCAUGUCGCGUCACUCAGGUGCUUUCACGAGUGCUGAAGACCCAGAUGUGACGAUUCAGCCCCGCCAGAGCCUGCAACUGGAUCAAGCGGCCGAGCAACACGCCGACCAGUCUUUAUCAGCACACGACGCAGCCAUCAGUCGCCACGCGCAUGAGCCAGACGGGCGCUCGCCUGCACAUGCUCACAACGAACAACACGCAACGCAAGGCAGCGACGCCACGGCACCGCACACUCCACGUACACCGCGCUUCAGUCACAAAGAUGAUAUUGAUACUCCUGAGCGCACCCCGGCGCGGCUGCUGCACGCGCACAGCUCAGGCCACCUGCAGCCCCACCCACCCAGCGCCACCACGCCUCGGAUGCGUCGAACCCUCUCUCAGAGCACGGCACAAUGGGAUCGCGUGCGCAACGCCAUCAUUCACACGCCUAGUGCGCGUCGGUUUCGGCGCCCUGUUCCCAAGAGUGGCGUGCCCCAUGCCGACAAGCCGAGUUGCCCGCCCAUGGGCAUUCGACUCUACGUCGCGACCUGGAACCUCAACGAGCAUUCUGGUGCCAAAGACGUCGAGCGCCUCCUUUUUCCAAACGGCCAGCCGGAUGAGGACGAUGAGGAGAUUGAUGUUUACGUCAUCGGCUUGCAAGAAGCGCCUCUCGAGAACCUCGAGCUCGAGCUUUGCAUUCAGCAAGCCCUGGGCCCAGCCUAUACCAAAAUUUGCGGCGCCUACUCGGGCCCCAUUCAAAUGGUUAUUUUCUCGCGAAUGGAGCUCAACUGGUUCAUCACGCAGGUGGAGACGGACAAAGUUGCGACCAAAUUGGGCGGCAUGAUGCGCACCAAAGGCGGCGUUGGCAUUUCCCUCAUGCUGAGCCAGCGCCUACGCUUGCUGUUUGUGUGUGCGCACUUGGCUGCGCACCAGGAUCGGGUCAAGGAGCGCAAUGAAAACGCUUGGGCCAUACGCCGCGGCCUCAAGCUACCUGAGCGCCGCCUGCGCCAGCCUGAAAAUCUCAAUGGCACGGCUAUGAGUCUCAAUACAAGCGCUCGCCUUUCGCAUGAUGUGGCCCGGUACCACGACAUCAUUUUCUGGCUCGGCGACCUCAAUUACCGCAUCAACUGCAGCCGUGAUCUGGUGGAAUACGUCUUGGCCCACAAUGAUAUGGACCAUCUCCUUGCCCGCGACCAGCUCAACGUGCAGCGGGCCGCAGGCGAUUGCUUCUCAGACUUUGAGGAGGCACCCAUCACGUUUCUGCCAACCUUUAAGUAUGAUGUGGGCACAAACAACUUUGACACGUCUGCUAAGCAACGUAUACCGGCCUGGUGUGAUCGCGUACUGUGGCAAUGUGCCGAGGGCAUUGGGGCCGAGGUCACCUGUGAAGCAUACAACUCUAUCCCCGCCAUUUGCUCAUCUGACCACAAGCCUGUUUUUGCGCAAUUUGAGCUCAGCAUGUCGGCCACCUUGAAUAAUGAAGCCGAGCAAGAGGCCGAGCAACCAAGUGCGGGCGUGGCUGCCCACGACUAUGACUGGCACUUGUACUCCAAAGCCUUCCGAGAAGGACUCAAAGAAACACUCAGAAUGGAGGAACUCGAAACGGCCAGCGUUCAGGAGGAAUUACGUCGCCAGUCUCAUGACAAUGUAUCAUAUGAUGCCGAAAGUCUCAGCACGACCGCCGAUGCCGACGUGUUUGCUCCGCCCCAUGAAGCCGAGGCAAAACUUGGAGUGCCUGCGUCCUUGCCGGACGCACCUUCGCCCUCUUCCACCGAGCGCCUGCCCAGCGCCUCGACUUUGACAGAGCCAUCAGACACAGUCGCAGUGGUGCCUCAAGAACAGGCCCCGAUACCCAAGCUCAAGCCACCCACGCCCAAGCCGACUGCGCCUCAGCCGCGCCAACCGCGCACUGCGCUGCAAGUAUUUUAUCCUUGGCCAACAGGCCCAAUCGAGUCGGAUCUGAUCCAAUUACUAUUAUUACCAGGAACCAAUUUCCUGCUUUUACACCCCCGAUUUCCAAAGCCGCGCUGCAUUGGCAGAUGUGACGGCUCGCACGGUGUCCUCAUUCACGCCGUGCAAGCGAGCCAGUUCAGCCACGGCAAAGCUGAUGUUGCUCGGCGUAUUGUAACCGCCCUUGUCUGGAGCCAACGCAGGGCUGUCCGUUUCCAGGACCAGAGCAGAAAGUGGAACUCGCCGCACCAAUUUUUGGAAGCUUGGCGAGCGGGCUGUGCAGGCGGGUGCGGUCAGAAGCUGGCCGCGCGCAGCCGCGAGUUCUGCAUACUUGGCCUUGCCAUCAAACGCGUGCAGCAGCGCCCGGACCUCCUGCAGCACGGCAAGGCAAGCAGAACUAACUUCAGAUUUCAGGUCAAGACAUCUUGGGAAAGAGACAAACGCGGAGGAGAAGCGAGGCCGGCUCACCUGUGCCUGAAAAGCGCGACGUUGCCGGACUUUGAUGACAUCACCCUCGGCACCAUCAUCGGCACUGCACAAGGUCUUUGGCAUGAAAUCCAAUCCGAUCUCACCCACGCCGGCUAG
Monosiga brevicollis MX1 is the source of this 3899-nucleotide messenger RNA. RefSeq lists its product as uncharacterized. The transcript is spliced from 5 exons. Gene Ontology annotation, molecular function: phosphatidylinositol-4,5-bisphosphate 5-phosphatase activity. Lineage: Eukaryota; Choanoflagellata; Craspedida; Salpingoecidae. Bases 216 to 3899 code for a protein of 1227 amino acids. Gene Ontology annotation, biological process: phosphatidylinositol dephosphorylation. The record is from RefSeq and is a predicted model, not a curated record.